AUGAACGAGUUGAAGUCUUUGGAGCAUGCGACGCUAAAGGUACCAUAUGAAAUAUUUAACAAGCGGUAUCGCAAUGCUCAGCGUGUUUUGGACGUUGAAGCACGCCAGGUUGGAACCACCACCCAUGAGCUUGAAAACGUCGCUAGAAAAGAACCUGUCACUACUGGAGAAAUUGAUAAGUUACUUGGUGGAAUGGUAGAGAGAUUAAAAGCAAUGAAGCGUAAGGCAUCUGAAGCGAUCACGGAAGAGGUGCAGACUGCGUACGUUUGUAAGAAGAGACUGGACCACUUAAAAGAGCAGGCAACGGCUCUAUCUGAACCGAGCACUCCUCAAGUUAAGUUUUACCCACAGACUGCAGUGAACCAGUGGCGCAAAGUUCGCUUGGACCGUAUGCUCGUGGAGUACUUCUUACGUAACGGAUACUAUGAGUGCGCCAACAAACUCGCUGCAGCCAGAGGACUAAAGGAUCUCACCAACGUUGAUAUAUACAGCGUAGCUGCUGAAGUCGAGACUGAGUUAUACUCACAGCGCACAUCCCGAUGUCUGCAAUGGUGCGCCGAUAAUAAGAGUAAACUUCGGAAGCUUAACUCUAACAUGGAAUUCAAGAUACGAAUACAGGAGUUUAUAGAGUUGGUUCGCCAAGACAAACGCCUCGAGGCUGUGCGCUACGCCAAGAAACAUUUCUCCACAUAUGAAGAAGACCAGCUCGAGGACAUUCAGCACUGUAUGGGCAUGCUCGCAUUCCCCAAAGAUACAGAGGUGGAGCCGUACCGCGCGCUGCUGGCGCCGGCGCGCUGGGCGGCGCUGGUGGCGCAGUUCCGCGCGGAGCACUCGCGCCUGCUGCACCCCGCGCGCGUGGCGGCGCUGCCCGUGGCGCUGCAGCUGGGGCUGGCGGCGCUCAACACGCCGCAGUGCUACUCCGCCGGCACCAAGGUGUCGGCCUGCCCCGCCUGCGCCGCGCCGCUCAACGCGCUGGCCGUGGGGCUGCCGCACGCGCACGUCUCGCACUCGCGCCUCGUGUGUCGCAUCUCGCGCGCGCCGCUCAACGAGCACAACCAGCCCAUGGUGCUGCCCAACGGACAGGUCUACGGCGAGAAGGCCCUCAAGGAGAUGAUGAAGGAGCACGGCUCCAUCAUCUGCCCGAAGACAAAGGAAGUGUUCUGUAUGAAACGCGUCGAAAAAGUGUAUGUUAUGUGA
Molecule: messenger RNA, 1197 nt
Organism: Arctia plantaginis
Lineage: Eukaryota; Metazoa; Arthropoda; Insecta; Lepidoptera; Erebidae
Source: the annotation of a GenBank genome assembly